Messenger RNA from Symbiodinium necroappetens, 158 nucleotides. The record is from the annotation of a GenBank genome assembly. Lineage: Eukaryota; Dinophyceae; Suessiales; Symbiodiniaceae.
GUGCAGCGGCCCUGGAUGCACAGGAGCACCGCCCAAUGGGGUGGGGAAUCCGGGAGGCCCUGGCUGCGCAGCCGAUGCUUCUGGGAUUCCUCCGCCGCCUCCUCGCAGUGAUCCGACCGCUGAGCAGCAACGAAGCUCCAAGCAGAGGAACUUCUUGA